AAAAUGCGUAGUUCAAUAGUUGUAAAAAAUUUUCAUACGAUUAAAAAUCGGUUUACUUAUUAAUAAUUUGAAUAAUUUCCAAAGUUUCAAGAAUUUCUCCGUGAAACGAAACACGUGAAUCCCAGAGUCAGCGUUGACAAGUUAAUCGCUCAAGAUCGAAGGACCAUCUCGAAUUUCUCAUUUUAGUCGAAUUCUCUACCGUGCGUUGACUGUGCAACGAAGCUACUUUCUUUCCAUUCGUCGAUCGGGAUCCGAGAGACUCGAAGCAGAAGCUCCACAAGCGUUUCCCUCGUUGUUCGUGAAGUUUUCGUUGGUACCGACGUUUCUGUAUCUUACGGAGCACCCUGUAUAAUCGUCGCGUCGUUCAAACUGUUCCACAGCGUUCGAACUCGGAGAUAGGUUAUACAUCUCUCUUAGAUAGGUGCAAGUUCUUUUUGCCAUUCUUGAUUCCCUUCGAGAUGCUACUGUUCGGUAAGCAGAACACCAUUGAAACAGAUCGCGUUUGAUUAUUGUGGAGAAUCGUCCGAUGGAAUAGGAAAGUGAUAAGAAUCUACCACGAAGUAGGUAUCAGGCACAUGGAAACCCCCCGUGCGACAUGUUGCUCGAUUUCCAGACUCCCACGCGGAUAGUCUCGAGUCCGCGACCAGAGACCAGUCAACAGAACCGGUACUCCGAUCAAUUCGCAACGGGAAAAGUAAAACGAUAGGCAAAUAGCAAAUAAAAAGUAAGAAUCGAGGCAGAAGUUCGUCGGCUAGCUCACGAGAAUCUGCUCGGCGAUGAUGUAUCCCGGCAACGAUUAGAGGAUGAGUCGUCAGCGUUCACUGUAAACAUCUAAUUUAAACAACAAAUAGAAACAUCAACAAAAUACAGAAAAGAAAAAUAUGGAUGCUCUUGCCUUUAUCCCCUCUCCCAGAACUAGACACACACAAACAGGACGCCGUCGAUGUGGACAAGUCCAGCCGGUCUGGAGUAUUCUGUACAGUUAACAUUCCGGGAACAAUGGCUGGACGAACGAUUAAAGUUUGACGAUUCCCAAGGUCGUUUAAAAUAUUUAACUCUAACGGAUGCGAGUCGCGUUUGGAUGCCGGAUCUGUUCUUUUCGAACGAGAAGGAAGGACAUUUUCACAAUAUUAUUAUGCCGAAUGUGUACAUUCGUAUUUUCCCCGAAGGUUCCGUUCUAUACAGUAUACGGAUAUCCCUAACGUUAUCGUGCCCGAUGAAUUUAAAAUUAUACCCAUUGGAUCGACAAGUUUGUUCAUUGCGUAUGGCGAGUUACGGUUGGACAACCGACGAUUUGGUUUUCCUCUGGAAGGAAGGGGAUCCUGUCCAAGUUGUGAAAAAUUUACACCUGCCUCGAUUCACAUUGGAGAAAUUUCUUACUGAUUAUUGUAAUAGUAAAACGAACACUGGAGAAUACAGCUGUUUGAAAGUAGACCUGCUCUUCAAGAGAGAAUUCAGCUACUACCUUAUCCAAAUUUACAUCCCUUGCUGUAUGCUUGUCAUUGUAUCCUGGGUAUCAUUCUGGCUCGAUCAGAGUGCUGUACCAGCUCGGGUCUCGUUAGGUGUGACAACUCUGUUGACGAUGGCCACGCAGACGUCAGGAAUAAAUGCCUCACUGCCACCAGUCUCUUAUACAAAGGCUAUUGAUAUAUGGACAGGCGUAUGCCUGACCUUCGUAUUCGGCGCUCUCCUCGAGUUCGCCCUAGUAAAUUAUGCAUCGCGGAGCGACAUGCACAGUGAAAACAUGGAGAAAAAGUAUCCACCGUCGGACACCGAACAAUCAACAUCGAUCGAUCUAUCCUCCGAUCAAGUCGAGCCAGAUAACUCGUCGAAUUUCGUUAUGACCGGAUAUGAUGGACCACUUCAACAUUCUCUACAGAAACCUCUGGUCCGACAGCCGGAGGACACGAUGUCGGUGGAUAGGAUGCAGCCAUGCGAGCUACACACGCAAACGCGAACAAAAAACUGCUGCAGGUCGUGGCUAUCCAAGUUCCCGACGAAGUCCAAGCGCAUCGACGUCAUAUCGCGAAUCUUCUUCCCCAUCGUCUUCGCUUUUUUCAACCUAACAUACUGGUCGACCUACCUGUUUCGUCAGGAGGCGGAAGGCGAGUAAACGUCGACGAGGAAGCGCUCGGAUCGAGGAACGUG
Nomia melanderi (Alkali bee) is the source of this 2148-nucleotide messenger RNA. It is a transcript of the gene GluClalpha, whose product is annotated as glycine receptor alpha 1. Lineage: Eukaryota; Metazoa; Arthropoda; Insecta; Hymenoptera; Halictidae. Gene Ontology annotation, cellular component: membrane. The record is from RefSeq and is a predicted model, not a curated record. Gene Ontology annotation, biological process: monoatomic ion transmembrane transport. Gene Ontology annotation, molecular function: transmembrane signaling receptor activity; extracellular ligand-gated monoatomic ion channel activity.